UGACGUUAAAGACGACGUCAUGACGUCAUUUAGACGUGAGAGCGGACUAUUAGUAAAGAUGGAAGUGGAGAGCUGCCGUUCCCCCAGUGUCCUGUUGGUGGAGCCCUUUUACGGUGGCUCUCACAAACAGCUGAUAGACUUGUUGAAGGACAACAUCGAUGACUGCUGUGUCUUCUCACUGCCUGCCAAGAAGUGGCACUGGAGAGCACGAACAUCUGCACUCUACUUCAGCCAGAACAUCCCUAAAUGUUCCACAUACAGAGUUCUUUUCAGCAGCUCAGUUUUGAACCUGUGUGAGCUGGUGGCCCUCAGACCCGAUCUGGCCCACCUGAAAAAGGUCUUGUACUUCCAUGAAAACCAGCUGUUUUACCCAGUCCGCAAAAAUCAGGAGAGAGAUUUUCAGUACGGGUACAACCAGGUGUUGUCCUGUCUGGUCUCAGAUGUGGUGGUGUUUAAUUCACGCUUCAACAUGGACUCCUUCCUGUCCUCGAUCUCCACCCACAUGAAGAAGAUUCCAGACCACAGACCCAAAGGCUUGGAGCAACUGAUUCGACCCAAGUGUGUGGUGCUGAACUUCCCUCUGCUGCUGCCUGAUGUCAGCAGCCUGUUACCAAAACACAAACAGCGGUGUAGGUGUGGACAUACCAGUGCGCAGACCGGUGGACAGACCAUUGGACAUACCAGUGCGCAUACCGAUGAGCAGACCGGUGGACAGACCACUGGGCAGAUGCCUCUCUCUUUAAAGUCACACAGCAGUGACUCUCCACAACACUUCACAUCUGGACCAGGGCCAGGGCUGGAACCAGGGGCAGAUCCAGAUCUAGGAUCAGAGGAGCAGAGACCUCUUUACAUUGUUUGGCCUCACAGAUGGGAACAUGAUAAAGACCCUGAGCUCUUCUUCUCAGUGCUGUUCAGACUAAAGGAAAGUGGACUGAGGUUCAACGUGUCGGUGCUUGGAGAGACAUUCACUGAUGUACCAGAAAUCUUCACAGAGGCCCAACGUGUUCUCUCAGACCAAAUCCUAGUCUGGGGUUUUCAGCCCAGGAAAGAAGACUAUCUCAAAGUGCUGUGUGACGCAGAUGUCGUGGUUUCAACAGCCAAACACGAGUUCUUUGGGGUUGCAAUGUUGGAGGCGGUUUAUUGUGGAUGUUUCCCUCUGUGUCCCAACUCACUGGUUUAUCCUGAAAUAUUCCCAGCUCAUUAUCUGUACUCGACACCAGCCCAGCUCUACAAACGUCUCCAGGAGUUCUGCAGAAGACCUGAUGUGGUCCGCAGACAUGUUGUCCAGGUGGACCCCGCCUCCUUUUCCUGGACUCAACUGAAGGAUCAGUUCCAGUCUCUGCUAAUGGACUCUGAACACUGAACGCCCAACUGAGCGUGUGUAGUGGUCUGGAGGACGAUUUUACAGGAGAUAAAUGAUUGGCUCAGGAUCCAUCAGAUCCAAAUGACAAUCGGAACAUGAGACUGAACCUCAUGUGUUUUAGUGAAGAUGCACUAUGGGUCUGGAUCCAUGUGACUUAAACUGUUUUACAACCAUUUUCAUGUUUGAAUAAACAAAUGAAGUCAA
This is a messenger RNA of Cynoglossus semilaevis (tongue sole), 1567 nucleotides long. It is a transcript of the gene qtman, whose product is annotated as glycosyltransferase-like domain containing 1. Lineage: Eukaryota; Metazoa; Chordata; Actinopteri; Pleuronectiformes; Cynoglossidae. The record is from RefSeq and is a predicted model, not a curated record. The transcript is spliced from 11 exons. Bases 20 to 1363 code for a protein of 447 amino acids. Gene Ontology annotation, molecular function: glycosyltransferase activity.